GGCAAACCAUCACCAGAAUCUACUGUAUCUCCAUAAUCUAUCACAGCACAUCUACCAAGUCACAGCAAUCAGGUUCCCUCUUUCGUUCCUUCAUUCCUAUCUCCUGACCAACCCCGCUGACACCCUCGUUUGCCCUCUGCAGGCGACUUGGAAGCCAUGGACAAGAAGGAGAUUGAACUCAAGGGCAAGGCGAUCAACAAGGCCGUUGCGGGACAAGAUGCACCAUCCACCGUCAUCGACAUCCUCAGUCAGCUUCGGAAAGGCGUGGAAGCCACCGAAGACAUCUUGCGAUCCACCAAGAUCGGCGUGACCAUCAACCGGUUACGGCAGAACAAGGACCCCAACGUUGCGACGCAAGCCUCUGAGCUGGUAUCGAAAUGGAAGUCGGAUAUCAAAAAGGCUGGCUCAGGCCCCUCCACCCCCAAAAUCUCCAACGGGACCGCUUCCCCCGCACCACCCCCAUCAUCCUCGCAGCCGAAACUGAAACAGAAGCAUGAUAUUGCGCCAGACAAGCGGAACUCGAAGUCCGAUAACGUCAGUACCCAGGUUACCGGCAACUCGACGCGCGACAAUUGCGUCAAACUAAUGUACGAUGGGCUGGCGCAUAUGUCUGAAAAGUUGCCAUCGGAAGUUCUGCGCAUCGCCAGGGAGGUCGAAGAGGCCGCGUACAAGGAGUUCGGACCCGAGACAUCGGAUGCCUAUAAGACCAAGAUGCGGUCCCUCUACCAGAACCUAAAGAACAAAUCCAACCCCGGCCUCCGCGUGCGCGUCCUUUCAGGGAACGUGACGCCCGCGCGAUUUGUGGUCAUGACCUACGACGAACUCAAGUCCGACGAGCGACGAGCCGAGGAUGCGGCCUUGCAGAAGGAGAACCUGAACAAGGCCAUGGUGGCGCAGGAGGAGAAGAGCAUCAGCACAAGUUUAACGUGCGGCAAAUGCAGUCAGAAGAAGGUCAGCUACAGUCAAGCGCAGACGAGGAGUGCCGACGAACCGAUGACGACGUUUUGCGAGUGCAUGAACUGCGGUCACCGGUGGAAGUUCUCGUGAUCGGUCGAGCGCGCAUUUAAUGAAAUGCGCAUCAGCCUCGUUAUUGCCACCGGAUUUGGCGUGGGUAUGUGUUAAGGCGCUCGCAUGGACACUCGGAUAGGAAAUACUGGAACUUAGUAGGGCGAUUCCCAUCAGGCGCGGUCGGGUUUCAAGGAGGAUCUUUCUAUCCAGCCGGGAAGGGCUCGGCCUCAGAUUUAACAUAUUCUGAAUUGUACGAUACUGAUUCGCCAUGAAAACUCAUGGUAUAUGAUAGCACUAUUAUGCAAGAAGUAAUUAACAGUAGUAGCUUAAACGAGAUG
Eremomyces bilateralis CBS 781.70 is the source of this 1346-nucleotide messenger RNA. RefSeq names its product transcription elongation factor S-II. The record is from RefSeq and is a predicted model, not a curated record. NCBI's taxonomy places the organism in Eukaryota, Fungi, Ascomycota, Dothideomycetes, Eremomycetales, Eremomycetaceae. Gene Ontology annotation, cellular component: nucleus. Gene Ontology annotation, molecular function: RNA polymerase II transcription regulatory region sequence-specific DNA binding; zinc ion binding. The transcript has 2 exons. Gene Ontology annotation, biological process: transcription antitermination; DNA-templated transcription; transcription elongation by RNA polymerase II. Bases 157 to 1047 code for a protein of 296 amino acids.